AUGGAGCGCUUCCGUACGAACGUCUUUUGAGGAGAUUUCAAAAUGAGAGAUUCAAACGUUCGUUUCCGCCAUUUUCAAAAGAGCGAGAGCUUCAGACUGAAGCCGUCUUCUGCAUUCCUCUUUCUCCUGUUGCUCAGAAAACCAAUCUUUAUUAGGUGCCACAAACUUCAAGGAUGGUGGUGGGGAUAACGAAAUAUGAGGACAUUCGUCAGAAGCGGUUGGAAGAGAAUAAAAGGAGAAUGGAAGAGUUGAAGCUUCCUUCUCUAUCCAAUGAUCUGAGGAAGUCCGCCAUGAAGCCUUCUCCGGCUAAGAAGGUGAAGAUUACGCCUAAUCGGCGAAUAGACUCAUUCUUUGAAGUCAGAAGAUCAUCCAGGUUUGCCAAAAAACCUGCUCCAAAUUACAAAGAGACAAACUACGAUGAUAGACGAUUGUUAGGAAGGAGAAUUUACAGCCGACCUCUUUUGAUGAGUAAACAUGCUUCAAAUGAAGCAAGGACAUUUGCUAUUGAGAAAGCAGAAACCAUCCAGUCUGGUUUGGAUCCUCAGUUUCCUAGCUUCGUUAAACUCAUGCUUCAUUCACAUGUUGCAGUUGGGUUUUGGUUGGGGCUUUCUGUGGAAUUCUGCAAGCUGCACCUUCCAAAGCGUGAUACUAUUAUGAUUUUGGAGGAUGAAGAUGGGGAAGUGUACGAGACAAAAUUUCUUGCCCUAAAGACUGGGUUAAGUGCUGGAUGGAGGGGGUUUGCUAUUGCUCAUGAGUUAAUUGAUGGUGAUGCUGUCAUAUUUCAACUAGUUGAGCUAAACAAAUUUAAGGUUUAUAUAGUGAGGGCAAUAGAGCCCAAUUCUGAAAACUGAUUGUACAGAUCUUCUAAUUGCUGAUUCAGGUGUUAUAGUGACAGUAACAGGAAGACUUGAAGUCCUGAAGCAGCAUCUUGGCAUGUAUUUUCUGCACACACUCAUUAUUAAUAGAUGAAAUGCUUCUAUAUGCUGAUUUCCCAAGAACAAGCACCAAUACUACAUGAUGUUAGUGUAUGUGUCAUGAGCAACGAAAAUCUAAAUCCCUCUUGUUCUAGAUAGGAGGUACUUUCAAGGGGCCACAGCUUUCAGUUUAUAACCCCAAGAACAUGCUCAAAUUGUGUGUUACAUUUGAAAACUUGCAAUCAAAAUCAUAGGUAGAUGGCUCAUUCUGCA
This is a messenger RNA of Nymphaea colorata (pocket water lily), 1187 nucleotides long. Its product is annotated as B3 domain-containing protein At3g19184-like. The record is from RefSeq and is a predicted model, not a curated record. The transcript is spliced from 8 exons. NCBI's taxonomy places the organism in Eukaryota, Viridiplantae, Streptophyta, Magnoliopsida, Nymphaeales, Nymphaeaceae. Gene Ontology annotation, molecular function: DNA binding. Bases 174 to 851 code for a protein of 225 amino acids.